AUGCCUGAAUACAUAAACGUUGAAAAGCCAUUUCUAGCUAAGCUAUCUCAAUUAGGCUGGCAAGUUAUCGAUCAAGGCCUGGGUGUCCCUCAAGAUGCAAGCAAAAGCCUGCGCAAUAACUUUAAAGAAGUUGUCUUGCCUGGCGAGUUUAAGAAAUCGAUUAAAAAGAUCAACCUUACAACCGAUGGUAAAGAAUGGCUUACAGAGAAACAAUUGGAUGAAGUACUUUUCGAGUUGCAAAACUUUCCGGGCAAAAGUCUGCACGAAGCCAAUAAAGAGAUUCACCGUUUAUUGCUGAAAGGAACGAGUGUCGCAAAGAAUGAGCUGACCGGCGAGCAAAAUCCUACCGUUCGCCUGGUUGAUUUUAAGAAGCACGACAACAAUUCGUUCAUCGCUAUCAAUCAAUUCCGCUUGUUAACGCCGGAUAAUAGCAGAACCGGCAUUAUCCCGGAUAUUGUCUUGUUCUUAAAUGGGCUGCCGGUGGUAGUAGUAGAAGCCAAAGACUUUGAUGUAGCCGAGCCGCUGAGCGAAGCCUUUAUACAGGUAAGCCGCUACGCCAACACUCGGCAGGAUGACUAUGGCUUUAAAGAAGGUGAAGAGCGUUUGUUCCACUACAACAUCUUUAGCAUUAUCACGCACGGCCGUGAAGCGAGGGCAGGAACGAUCAGCGCCGAAUUUGAUUUCUAUAAUAACUGGGUGGACAUCUUCCCCGAAGAGUACCGCACCAUUCAGAUAUACCCUGACGAAGAGCGACAAGAAGUAUUGAUAGCAGGUAUGCUGAACAAAGAGAUCCUCGUUGAUCUCUUAAAGCACUACACGCUGUUCAUGGAAAUUAAGAAGGGUGUUGAGGUGAAGACGGUAGCACGCUACAAUCAGUACCGGGCUGUAGGUAAAAUAAUAAAGAAUUAUAGGGCUGGAAAUACACCACUUGAAAAAGGUGGCGUGGUUUGGCAUACGCAAGGCAGUGGCAAAAGCCUGACAAUGGUUUUCCUGAUUCGGAAACUAAGAAGCUGUGAUGACCUAAAAGAUCUAAAGGUGAUCUUCAUCGUUGACCGAACCGACCUGGAAGAUCAGCUAUCGGAAACGGCAGCAUUAACCGGCGAGCCGGUCCAUGUAAUUGAUAGAAGGAACAGCCUUUACAAGUUGAGUGAUGACACCGGAGAUGUGAACAUGGUUAUGAUCCAUAAAUUCCUGGACGAAACAAGCGUGUCUGCGCAAUCGCUUAUUGAUGCAGGAUUAGUGCCCAAGUUUGAGAAAUUUGAAACCAUCAAUAACAGUGACCGUAUUCUAUUACUGAUCGACGAAGCGCACCGGACGCAGGGUGGUGAUAUGGGCGACAAUCUUUUUUCUGCCUUUCCUAAAGCAGUACGCGUAGGAUUUACCGGCACUCCAUUACUUACAGAGCGCCAUGAAAUAAAGACCCAUGAGCGUUUCGGUGGCUUUAUUGACUUUUACAAAUUUGAUACAGCUGUUGCAGACCGCGCGACGGUUGAGAUUAAGUACAUCGGAAAAGUGUCGAAAGAUAAGCUGGACGACAAGGAAGUCUUUGACGCAGAGUUUGAGGAUAUGUUCCAGCAACGAACAGAAGCGGAGAAAGAGGAAAUACAAAGACGGUACGGUUCCCUGAUCGCCUAUUUAGAAUCUAAAGAACGAAUUGCUACCAUUGCUAAAGAUAUUGUGGAGCAUUAUUACAAUGACAUUUUAGUAAACGGCUUUAAAGCGCAAGUAGUGGCUUCAAGCAUCGUAGCGGCGGUACGAUAUAAGUACGAGAUCGAGCUUGCUAUCCAGUCGAAGAUUGCUGUAAUUAAAGCUUCACCCGCAGAAGAUCAGGAUCAAGAACUGCUCAAGCAACUUGAAUUCUUAAAAGUGGCCGCAGUUGUUUCUAGUAUCGGGAACAAUGAGCCGGGAUAUAUUAGUAAGGCUAGGAGAGAAGCUUUGGACACGAACGCCAUUGAAAAUUUUAAAGCAGACUACAAUUAUGAAAAGCCAUUGACUGGUAUCGGCAUCAUUUGCGUUUGCGAUCGUUUGCUUACUGGCUUUGAUGCACCUAUUGAACAGGUAAUGUAUCUUGAUAAAAGUCUGAAAGAGCACGAUUUAUUCCAGGCCAUUACAAGAGUAAACAGAACCAAACGCGGUAAAUCUUUUGGUUUGAUCGUGGACUAUUUUGGUGUUACUAAACACCUCGGCGAGGCAUUGGCCAUCUACACAGAUAAAGAUAAAAAGAGCUUAAACACUUUCCUGGAAGUAUUCAGAGAUAUUAACAAGGAAAUUCCGGUACUGGAAGCACGCUAUAAGCGGUUACUUGAUCUAUUUAUUGAUAAUGGAUUAAAGGAUAUCAGCCCAUUUUUGCAACAAACAUUCACCGAUACCGCAAAAGAAUUUGAUUUUGCGGAGGCGUGUAUUGAGCAAGCAAAGAACAUUAAAUUCCGGGCAGAACUGCUCACUUACACAAAGAGUUUCUUUGACAGCUUAGACUUGCUGUUUAAUGUGCAGGCCGGUACAGAAUACUGGAUUCCCGCAAAGCGAUUGGGCUAUCUAUUAUGGCGAAUCAAAGAGCGCUAUAAAGAUGAAACUAUGGACUUAAAGUGGGCUUCUGAAAAAGUGCGCAAGUUGAUUGAUCGACAUUUACUUUCCCUUGGCAUUGACACAAAAGUUCAGCAGGUUUCUAUUUUGUCUGAUGAAUUCAGGAACAGAGUUGACUAUCUGAAUCAUACGCCAAAAUCAAAAGCAUCGGAAAUGGAGCAUGCAAUACGCUGGCAUAUCAAAGUAAAUCUAGACAAAGACCCCGCUCUUUAUGGCCGAUUCAAAGAUCGUCUUGAGAUGAUUCUCAAUGCAUACAAAGAAAAAUGGGGAGGAGAUUGUAAAGGAACUCAGUAA
Ostertagia ostertagi is the source of this 2877-nucleotide messenger RNA. NCBI's taxonomy places the organism in Eukaryota, Metazoa, Nematoda, Chromadorea, Rhabditida, Trichostrongylidae. The record is from the annotation of a GenBank genome assembly.